AAAGUCAUUGAGUAAUUGUCUGUUUCUGUGGACAGAUUAAGUGCUGAGAAAAGAGUGAUUUUCUUCUCAGCAAAUUUAGUGCGGUUUGAGAUUUUCUUUCCACUGUGAUUGUCUUUUUUCGUGUGCGGCAUUUGAGAGCAAUAAAUAUGAAAUUUUUGCAAAAUCCGGAAAAUUGCAUAGACAUUGAGUCAAUGUGCCAAAGAAUUUGGCUAAUAUUUGGCGACGAAUUGAUUCCCAUUUGACGCGUUUGUUGGCAUCAAAGCCCCAAGAUCAUCAUUUUUGUAUUGUUUCUCAUCUUCUUUCGUGUGAGAUAAAAAAGAAAAGAAAGUGUCUAAGUGGUCAGUAACAUUGAUCCGGGGGGCUGCUCAAGGUGUCUGGUGCACUUAAAGGUUAAAGACAUAAAUUUGCAUUGAAAUUGAAGUUUGUCAGUACGUGAUCCUUUUCAUUGUUCACGGGGAUCAGUUUUGCCAAGAUGGAUAAGCGCAAGAUGACUAGGGAUUCUGCCCCAGCGGAUGAUAUUGAUGGACUUCUUGCGGAUUUUACUGAUGAAUUUGAAGCACGUGCAGAUGAGAUUCGUUUGAAGCGUGAUAAAUUGGAUUUUGCAAGAGAAUGGCAUUACGAUGGUAUUCACUAUAAGAAGUUCACCAGACGCAAUCAUGUCUAUCUCUGUGCUUUUGGAAUUUUCUAUGCAUUUUUUCUGAUUCUCGGUGCUCUUAGUUUCAUGAGUAUCGAAUCACCCACUGAACUUGAAGCCCGUCGACAGUUGAUACUGUACAGAAACACUUUUGCAGCCAAGUACAACAUACAAGAUGAUGAUCUUGAGGCGUUUCUCAAGGAAGUUGUGAGUGCCAAUGAACGGGGAAUUUCAAUCCUGAAGAAUGCUUCGUCCAGUGAACUCAAUUGGAGCUUCGGUCAAGCACUUUUCUUUUCCAGCACCGUUGUCACAACAAUUGGAUACGGCCAUGUGACACCAAUAAGUGAGACUGGAAAGAUUUUCUGCAUGAUUUAUGCAACUCUGGGGAUUCCGCUGACUUUGGUCCUGCUGUCGGCAGUUGUGGAUCGUUUGAUGAUUCCCGUGAGUGGUCUUUUGGGCUUCAUGAAUGCCAAAUUGGGCCACUUGUACCAGCCAUUCAACAUUCGUCUCCUUCAUUUGCUCCUUCUCGUUGUGGUCAUUGGACUGCUCUUCCUCGUUGCUCCAAUGUUUGUAUUUGCCUACAUGGAGCCCAGCUGGGAUCUCCUGGAUGCAUUCUACUACUGCUUCAUAUCACUCACGACCAUCGGCCUGGGGGAUUUUAUUCCAGGGGAUGGGGAGAAUGUCUCCAAUCCGACCCUCUACAAAACCCUGACCACAUGCUAUUUGUUGCUGGGUUUGGCUGGGGUCAUGCUGGCUCUAUCGGUGUUCUAUCAGAUUCCACAGCUGAAUUUGGGGCAAUUGUUCACGGAAUACGGAAGUGGAGCGAGUGAAUCGGAGAAGAUGAGACUGUCCGGAGGGGGAGCACCAUGCUAUUCGGGUCCAACGGGCCUCUACAUUCCCCAGCGCGAUGAGGAGGUUCGUCGAGCUGUUGUUAGGAUCAGGCCACGUGGAGAGGAUUCACCAAGUCCAGAGGAUACCACGCCCAUGCAUGCCAGGGAUAUGCGAGUGCCAUGAGCGCCCGAAGGAAGAUGGGAAAGGAAUACAAAGUGAUGGAAAUUGAAGAGAGAAAGGUAACUGCUAAAAAUAUCCAGUAAUAUUUAAAAGAAGAGGAAGAAGAAAACAUUUAAGACAUUAAAUAAUCCACUUUAGUGAAAAAAAAAACUAAGAAAAUCUAUAAAGGAAAAGAUUUAUUAUGCUUGAAUUUUGAGACUUUGAAUAAUAUUAACCCACAAUUAUUUCUUUUGCCCUAGGUUAAAUUGAGGUUAUGUUGGUAACAUAACCUAUAAACGAAUUUUCACUUACAGUGUCCGCUCUCUAAUCCGGAUCGGCGUAAUCCGGACGAGUUAUCGACGGUUACAUUUAAAAUAAUUUUGAGGUUAUGUAUGUAUCUCUGUUCACGAAUUAAAAUGAAUUAUCUUGUAAAGUUUUUGUUUAAUAGAAUUUUCUAAUUAUGUCUUUUUAAGCUUCUUUAAAACUUUUAUUCUAAUUCUACAAAAAAAACUUGUAUUAUAUUUUCGAGACGUUAAAUAAAUUUAAAAAAAAUCCAUCCGGAUUACGAAGCGGACAUCUGUCAUAUUGUCUCCUAAUCAUCCGGAUAACGAAGCGGUCACUGUAUUUGCAAAGUUCAAGUAUACCAAUAAUUUUUUUAAUAAAAAAAUAGCACAUUAUAGGUUAUUUUUUUUUAGGGUUAUGUAUAACAAUAACCUCAUUUUUAUCAUGGAAUUCCGGAAUGACCAAGAAUCCCAAAUCUUUCGUGCAAAUUUACAAAAAAGUCUGCCAUUUUUUUAAAAACGGUUUCCUAUAAUAGCAUAUCAGCACCGGAAUUCAGGUUAGGUUACGAAAAUUUUAUUCAUGUCAACAAACUGAGAAAAUAGUCCAGUUGAAAUAUAUUCAGUAAGUCCUUGAAUAUUUUCGCAAAUUUCAUUUUUUAUCCCAUUAUUUGAUAAAGAGGUUAGAUUUUGGAAUACUAGGUUAUGUUUAUUCUUCGAUCUAAAACAAUGAUAAUAUAAAAAUGAGGUUAUGUGACUUAGAUUAUUUUCUAAUAAAGUCUUCUGCUUCUUUCGUAUUACAAAAAACAAAUAAUCUUUUUUAACUUUUAUCAUUGAAAUGUGUAAAUGGAAUCAAAUGAAAAAAAAAAACCAAUGAUAUGAAUGCUGUUCAAAUUAAAUAUUCAAAAUGUUAUUAAUUUGAACAGAAUUUAUAUGAUUAAUUUGACCAUUUGAGAAGCAAACUGUAAGAAACUUAAAAAAAAUCUAACCCUAGAAAAAAUUUGUGGUUAGAAUUUGUAAAAACUCUGAUAUGAUUAUACUAGAAGCGAGAAAUUUCAGCCUUUAAAGUUUUUUUUUUAAGGUUAUGGUUCCUAAAAUUUUCUUGUUCCGUGAUUCUAUUUCAUUCUGAUAUACCAAAUUGAUAUAUCACUAAUUGAUAUAUCACACAAUAUCACACGAAUAAUUAACUAUUUUGCGUACACAUAAACAAAAACAUGAAACAAUCUAACCUCAAAUCUUCGAAAAUCCACUAGAGACAAAUUCGGUGUUUUUUUUACCUUUAGGGACGAUUGGGUCAUAUAUGACCCAUGAAAAUUAUGAAGCUUUCCUGAAAAUACCAAUAAACUAUAAUUUUUACUUUGUUGAGAAAUAUUAUGUAUAGUUGUUAUAGUUUCUAGUCCCAAGAGUUUUUUUCUUAAAAAAAAAUUAGAAAUAUUAAAAAUAUUAAAAUUCAAGCACCAACGGGAAAAUUUGAAAAUUCGUCAUUUUUGAGCUCAAAUAUUUUUUAUAUAGCAAAUAGCUGGAGAUUUGCAAAAAAUAUCCUAGAUUCCUACAUCUUUCUACUUUGUGAUUAUGUACAAACAUUAGAAAGAAAUAACUUCAGGUAGUCAGGAAAAAUUAUUUUCUCUAUGGGUCACGGGUGACCCAAUCGUCCUUAAAGGGUUAAUACGCUUAUACGACCCACAAGCCCUGAGAUCUUCCGUGUAAUUUGUCCUGAAGACCUGAAGAGUAGCAUCUCAAAUUUACGCGCAGAUUCCCGUAGUAAUUUGCCCUUCCUGAACUCUUCCAAUGCCUUUUCCACAUCAUAUAAUUCAUAGAACCGAUGGUUUUUUUUUCUCUGGUCAUUGUAGAGCUCAGAAAUUGAGCAAAAAAAAAACAUAAAAUGAAUAAGAAAUUUAGGAAAGCAAAAGAUGUUUUUCCGGAAUAGGCAACAUUACCUCUAGCUAGGAAAUUUUACCCGAAAUUUAAAAAUUGAUUAAUUAUUAACAUAAACAGAAGCAAUCUUCAAUGAAAGCUAAUCAAUUUUCAUGAAAAACACCGAAGGAAAACCUUCUGCACUUCUCCACAAAUUACAAGACUACUAGAAACACAAUCGAUCUAUCACAUUUUUUGUAAGACUCUUUCCACACUGAGUUUUUACAACGCCAUUUAAAUUCAAAUUAUACCUAAAAUUUAACGGUCUUUGUGUUAAUACAUCCUAAAAUGAAUAAAUAUUUAAAAGCAAAAUUAAUUCAUUGCCUAUUCGAAGAUUAUAUACAUAAUUUUAAUUAAUUUAUUUGCAUGGCCGAAAUUACACUCAAAAUGGCCGAUAUUAGAAGCUGGCCUCACUAAUACCGGCCUCAUCAAGUAAACGCCAUGAAAGUUGUAUCAGUAGGUCGUAUAAUACGGUUCAUGCAAUCGAGUAGUUCAAUACAAGUUUUUUUCGGUAUGUCAUCUUGCGGUGAAAAGCUGCAUAUUUGUAUCUUAAGUUCUAUGGUAAAUUUUACGUUAUUAUUACUUUCUCUUAAAGGAUCCGAAUGUUUUAUUUUGCUUCAUGGGUAUAAAUUUUUAUAUUUUCUUUUCCACCUAAAUGCGCGAUGCAACCGCUACAGGCGGCAGAAAAAUGAACUUAUCAUGUUCCAAAAAAGCUCUUGAGUUUGCAAACAGAAUAAUUAUUUAUUUUUGAUUAGGAAAUUGUGGGUUAAACAUAUCUUUGACUAUUUAUUCAAUGUCUUUUGCAAUUCAAGCUGAAAAGAAUUAAGAAAAAAAAAAAGAAAAUGUGCGAUGAGGUGAAAAGAAAAAGUCUAUCAAAAAUAAUAUUUAUAUAUCAAUGUUAUUCACUUGUGAAGUUUAGACUCUAUUUAGUGACGAAUGAGUUGAAAAUGAAGACAAAUUUUAUCUGCUGUUUGAAGUACUGAGAGUGUGCAAAGAUGAAGAGUUAAAAUACAAUAGAUUGUAAUAUUUCAUAGAAUUUAUUCUGAGAUUAAUAUAUUUAUUUUUAGAAUGGAGAAAGUUAAGAGGAUAAUCACCAUCAUACAAUAUCAUAUUUAAACUAAGAAUAUUAUAGUGGUUUAAGUAAGCAAAAGUGGGAAAAAGAGAGAUUAAAGGAGAUGGAAAAAUCUUCCAUUUACCUUUCUCUUAAACCAUUUUGUGGAAGAUGAAUAGAAGAAUUAUGUGACCUUUUGUGAUUAGCUUCCUGUCCAUUUUUAUUAACUAAAAAAAAUAUGCAUUCAGCACGAUGUUAGAGUGCAGAAGAAUAGGUGGAUUUUUCCAUAAAUCAGUGAAGAGUGAAUGAGAUUUCCAAAAAAAACCCUCUCAUCAAGAGAUAUUUCCAUAUUUUAUUUUUAAGUGAGAAAAAAUCCACAAAGAAUUAGAAUGAAUCACAUGGAUAGCAUCGUAAUAAAAUAAAACACCGCCUGAUUUUAAUUUUAAAUUUUUGUCCCCAUGCUGCCUGAAUCACACAUUUUUUUUCAAUCUCAUUCCUCUUCGAGAAUUUUCCAAGCACGCCAGAAAAAAAAUUAUUGGAGAGUAACAAACUACAGGAAAACACAUUUCGAUCAUUUCAAAAGAAAAUCUCAGCUAAAUAAAAAUCAUAGAAAUUAAGGGAUAAAUCCAAAGACAUUAAAUGCUCAAUAAAACAAGAAAAAA
Molecule: messenger RNA, 5529 nt
Organism: Phlebotomus papatasi
Lineage: Eukaryota; Metazoa; Arthropoda; Insecta; Diptera; Psychodidae
Product: potassium channel subfamily K member 1-like
Exons: 4
Coding region: 473-1648 (391 amino acids)
Biological process (GO): stabilization of membrane potential; potassium ion transmembrane transport
Cellular component (GO): membrane
Molecular function (GO): potassium ion leak channel activity
Source: RefSeq, a predicted model, not a curated record